UGUACCUUUUCCUGCUUCCCUUUACUUACUUCUCUUCUCUUCUCUUCUCUCUUCUUCUUCACAAAGAUUCAGAAACGUUCUUCAUCUCUUCAAAUCCCUAAGAUUCCCCCAAAAAAAGUAGAUCAAUCAAGCUAUGCAAAACUCUUCCGCACGACCCGCUACAGGUUACCCAUACCCAAAUCCACAACAACCGCCACCCGCCGCUUCCACCAACGGCUACCCUAACCCCGGAGCCGCUUACCCUUACCAAAACCAUAACCCAUACUACGCUCCCCAACAACCCAAUCCACGCGCCGUCCUUAUCCGUCGUCUCUUCAUCGUCUUCAUGGCGUUUCUCCUGAUCUUAGGUCUCAUCCUCUUCAUCUUCUUCUUCGUCGUUCGUCCCCAGUUACCAGACGUUUACCUCAACUCCCUCUCCGUCUCCAAUUUCAACGUCUUGAACAAUCAAGUCUCUGGCAAAUGGGAUCUUCAGGUCCAGAUUCGAAACCCUAAUUCGAAGAUGUCACUCUACUACGAUACUAUCCUCUGCGCUCUGUAUUAUCACCGUGCAUCUCUUUCUGAAACGAGGCUGCAGCCGUUUGAACAAGGUAAGAAGGAUCAGACCGUGGUUAAUGCUACGCUCUCUGUUUCGGGGACUUAUGUGGAAGGACGCUUGGCUGAUGAUAUUGGGAAAGAGAGAGGUGCCAAGGGUAGCGUUGAGUUUGAUCUGAGGAUGAUCUCUUCUGUUACUUUCCGGUACGGUGCUUUCCGGAGGAGGAGAUUUGUGACUGUUUAUUGCGAUGAUGUUGCUGUUGGUGUUCCUGUGAGUAGUGGUUCGGGGAAGAUGGUUGGUCCAGCUCAGAGAUGCAAAACUUAUUGAGCCUUUUAGUGAGUUUGAGUUUGUUUCUUCCUCUUAGGGGAUGAUUUGUUACUUAACCAAUCUUUUUUUAAUUCUCGAUUCCUUGUAAAUCGACUAUGUUCUUUGAUGGAAAACAAAAGUAAAAGAUUCAGCCUUUUUUAGCUUUCUCAUUA
Molecule: messenger RNA, 1011 nt
Organism: Camelina sativa (false flax)
Lineage: Eukaryota; Viridiplantae; Streptophyta; Magnoliopsida; Brassicales; Brassicaceae
Product: NDR1/HIN1-like protein 10
Biological process (GO): defense response to other organism
Cellular component (GO): plasma membrane
Source: RefSeq, a predicted model, not a curated record